UUCUCCGCCAACGUCGCUCUCUCGUGUCGCGUGUGGAUAAUCUCUCAAUCCCGGGUUAAACAAACCUCUCUUGACCUCUCGCUUCGACUGUUCCUCCUCCUCUUUCCCCGCGGGGAAGCUCGUUCCCAUCGCCGACAUCGCCGAAACCACACUCAACAACCCCCUCCAGACUCGCCCAAGAUGCCGACCGCCGGCCUCAAGACCAUCAUCGCCCUCUCCUUCGUCCUAGCCGUCGGAUUUCUCCUCGUUAUCCUCUCCUGCGCCCUCUGGAAGGUCUACUACCCUCUCUUGGUCGUCGCCACCUAUGUCGUCGCUCCCAUCCCCAACUGGAUCUGCGGCCACUGCGCCAACCCGGACGACUUUGUCGAGAGCUCCGGCGCCGCUGUUCAAGAUCUCGGACGCUUCUUUACGGGUUUCUUUGUAGUCAUGGGAAUUGCCCUACCCGUUGUCCUCGCGCAUUCUGGCCUCAUCGAGAUUCAGGCCAUGAUCAUGUCCGUAGUUGGAGGUCUACUCAUCUACGGCACCAUCAUCAGCUUCGGCAUGUUCUUCCACGAGGAGCAAGACUUUUAGAUGCGCAAACCCCGCGAGAACAUCAUUUGACGCCCGCAAUUUCCAAGCAUGGGGGAAAACAAGCGCGGCAGCAUAAAGAGGAGGAUAAUCGCCUGUACAUGGCGUGUACGUGUACGAUCAAAGGAAGAAAGAGAGAAAGGGGGAAAGAUGACCUUUUUUUGGCAUUCAGCGGGUUCUUGCAACGUGACGGUGUCAAGAUUAUCCAUGAUUGAUGGGUGAAAUUUCUGGGUCUUGGGACGAUGACAAACAGGGGUGGUGAUUUUCUUAGUUUAUCGUCAAUGGUAGACUGUUCUUGUUGCCAUGAUAUAUAUGUCUCUUUUUUUUCUCUUUGCUGUUCCGGUUGCUAUUCCCAUUUCCAGUUGCUUGCGUCGUCUCUUUGUCUAAUGCUGUUGAAAAUCCG
Fusarium vanettenii 77-13-4 is the source of this 970-nucleotide messenger RNA. RefSeq lists its product as uncharacterized. Gene Ontology annotation, cellular component: endosome; Vps55/Vps68 complex. NCBI's taxonomy places the organism in Eukaryota, Fungi, Ascomycota, Sordariomycetes, Hypocreales, Nectriaceae. The transcript has 2 exons. The coding region runs from base 181 to 570 and encodes 129 amino acids. The record is from RefSeq and is a predicted model, not a curated record. Gene Ontology annotation, biological process: late endosome to vacuole transport via multivesicular body sorting pathway.